Molecule: messenger RNA, 1917 nt
Organism: Seminavis robusta
Lineage: Eukaryota; Bacillariophyta; Bacillariophyceae; Naviculales; Naviculaceae
Source: the annotation of a GenBank genome assembly
AUGGUAGACUACGGAGAGCUCAUUCAGAACAGUCUUCUGGUUCUCAUGGGAAAGAGCACACGCGCAGAGCCCAGCCAACAUGGCGACGACCAGAAGGAGGAUGCGAAAACGGAGCGCACUGAGUCCAACAACUCGUUUUCGUCCUCGGACUCUUCCUCCAUCAUGGACCCUUUCUCAGGGGAAGAGGCCACGCCCAAGGAGAGCGGAAAGAUGAUCUACGUCGACCCCACAAUUGACACACAAGAGGCGAUUCAUCAAGCUGUCAAGACGGCACUGAGUAGCAGCAUUAGUAACUUGGCAGGGACGGCAAACGAAUCCACAUUAGACAGCGACGCUGUGGAACAAAUGAUCCGACAAGAAAUCCAAAAGCAAUUGCAUCAGCUAAAGCUACAGCAGCAGCAACCAGAUAUGAAUUCCUCCAAGCAUGGGAGCGAAGAAGUGAGCCGACCCCCCAAAAGUCGCGAAUCUAGACGACAAUCCAGAAAGCACAGCAGCAAAUCAUCCGAGAAAAGCGAUAAGCGAGAGCUUCCACCACGUCGCCAUACCACCACGAACAAAGCGUCCAGUUCCAACAAAAGAAAAUGCAGCGCAAGCAAAGAGCUGCCCCCUCGGCGUCAUACAGAUUCCUCAAAGCUAAACAACACGUCCUCUAGCAGCUUGCGUGCCUCCUUUGCUCUGGAAAGCAGCUCUGACCUCUUCAAGGAUCUGAAACCGGACUUGGAUACUUCUACACACCACCCGCCAAAGAGUGGAAGACGACGAUCCUCGGCCAACAAUGGUCAUUCGCCGUCUACUAGCAAGCAAGCUGAUGAGUCGCCAAACAAGAGUCCUGCAAAGUACAAUCAACUUGGAUCUCGACUCUUCCAAAAGGCCCUCGAUGAGAGCUUUAGCAACAUUAAUGACGCCAUGGGCAUGUCCUCGUCACGGUACAGCGACAGGCACAAAAUGCCAACCAUUGAAACAUCAGGAGCAACCGCUUCAAGAAAGUCAACCCGCCAAAGGUCGGCGGACUUGGAUGCUAGCUUUUGUCUUGAUGCUAGUUUCAGUCACCAGAGAGUACUUGACUUGGAGGCUAGUUUGUCAUGUCUUGAUUCUACUGACCACCGAAGAAGAAAGACAAACUUGGAUGCCAGUACUCGACGAGAAGGAGUUCUCAAGACUGCUGCUCCACGGGGACGUGUGCCCACAAAAGACGAAGAAAAGGGAUCUUCAGAUACACGUGGCAACAACGGUGAGCAUCGUAGCAAUAGUCAGGGCCGCAAGAAGGGCGCCCGCAGCAAGAGCCGUGGUCGUCGGACUGGAAACAAGCCCAGAAGACAGUCUUCCCAGGAAGAAGAGGGCGAAGGGGAGAACAUGGACGAAUCAAAGAGGGAGCGCCGAGGAGCUCGUAGCAAGAGUGCCACGGCUCGAAGUCGGGCCCGCCGUGCAAGAGGAAGAAGCCUUGAGACUAAGCAGCAUCCGGUCCAGCACGGAGAGUCCCCUCGGGGAUCGCAGCAUCGAGUGACAGCUGGUGCAACCUGUGGUAGCAGAACCCGCAGAUUGAGUCUAGAGGACCGCCGUCGUCAUCGUCACUCGAGCUCUCGGCACACUGUCACCAGCAGUAUUUACGAAGGCUCCAGUAGCCAUCCACCCCAGAUCAUUGGCUCCUUUGAUCGUUCACAGUCAACACUCUCGACUCUUUCAGGGUCUCUCCACUGUGAGAGCGAUCACACCUCGUCUUCCGUUGCUGCUUUCAACAGAGAAUCUUCGAAAAGGGCAAGCAAGGACAGCUCUGCUCUUCUGAACAGUAGUUCACACUCCAUUCUGUCCGGACGGAAACCAAAAGGAAUAAAAACCAAGAACUCGGAUGUUCGGGAGAGGCGACAGGCUGACCGAAUACUGUCGGAAGCCUUUCAAGGCAUGCCCACGUUGCAUUAG